AUCUAACAAAGUAGAUAAAGUUACAAAGUCCGAGACGAAUAACGACCUUACUUAUAAGAGGUACCUUACUACGCCAGGAGGAAACUAUAAGUAAGCCCAUUUCUCUUUCUGUAUCUGUCGCCAUCCUUGUCAUCCAUUUCGAUCUCUCACAUUACCAGAUCCACUACCAGCUAGCUCUACCUUCACCUCACCUAUCUCUAAUAUCAGCGCCACUUCAGCCAUCAUGCAGAAGUCGAAGCCCUUUCCAAGAGAUCCGGACCCGAUGCCGCAGCCCGGGCCGGCGUCCAAGCCUACUGGGGUCGCUUCCAGGGCACCGCGUUCUAACCCAGCUGCUGCGCAGUCUCCGGUCGAGAUCAAAUGGAAUAAUGCCAGGUGUGGCACCACAGAGAAGAAAGCAAUUGAAAACGCCAUCAAGUACGAGUUGCAGAUUCGAGGAGUCACGCAGCAGGGAAACAUUACGGCCACAAUUGAGCAGCGUCACGAAUUCACUAUCUCCUCAGGCAAGGAGGCCAUCUGGGCAGUGAAUAUCACGGGCAGCCCUAAGCCGAAGAUCUGGCAGAUACUGUUCAAUUACAGUCUCGCCCAGGGAAAGAUUACGAAGAUCGACAUUCAUUUUGCUUGAUGAGGCGCCUCGUCUUUGUUCAACACAUCCUUCCAAGCUUGGUUUUGGUUUUAGCAUCUCCGGUGUUCCGUUGUCUGGGGUGGUGGUGGUUGUUGAUAGGAUGGUUGGUUACCAGGCACCUUAGGUUGCGGGCGUCCGUCAGGCUUACGGAUCCGUAGUGCUAGGCAGCUAGGACAGAAAAAGCCACACCCUGGUGGUGUCAUCAGUGUACUAGUAGGAGCCAGCCGCCUGGUUCAUAUCAAUCCAAG
Molecule: messenger RNA, 870 nt
Organism: Chaetomium strumarium
Lineage: Eukaryota; Fungi; Ascomycota; Sordariomycetes; Sordariales; Chaetomiaceae
Exons: 2
Coding region: 224-622 (132 amino acids)
Source: RefSeq, a predicted model, not a curated record